AUGUUCAAAAUCCUGGCGGUGAUUGCUUGCUUGGCCGUGGCGGCUUCGGCCCAGUUCGGCUACGGAGGCGGCGAGCACGGACUCAGCGGAUACGGGCACCACCACGAGGAGCCGAAGGACUACUACGCCUACCCGAAGUACAAGUUCGAGUACGGCGUAAAGGACCCGCACACCGGGGACCACAAGAGCCAGUGGGAAGUCCGGGAUGGAGAUGUCGUGAAGGGAUCGUACUCGCUGCACGAACCGGACGGCACCGAGCGCGUCGUGGAGUACAAAUCGGAUAAGCACAGUGGAUUCGAAGCCGUCGUCAAGAAGGUCGGCCAUGCCCACCAUCCGCAGGUCUACGGCGGACACCACUACUAG
This is a messenger RNA of Anopheles cruzii, 363 nucleotides long. RefSeq names its product cuticle protein 19-like. The record is from RefSeq and is a predicted model, not a curated record. Lineage: Eukaryota; Metazoa; Arthropoda; Insecta; Diptera; Culicidae. The transcript has 2 exons. The coding region runs from base 1 to 363 and encodes 120 amino acids. Gene Ontology annotation, cellular component: extracellular matrix.